Brassica oleracea var. oleracea is the source of this 1052-nucleotide messenger RNA. RefSeq names its product protein indeterminate-domain 4, chloroplastic-like. Gene Ontology annotation, cellular component: nucleus. The record is from RefSeq and is a predicted model, not a curated record. The transcript has 2 exons. Gene Ontology annotation, molecular function: DNA-binding transcription factor activity. NCBI's taxonomy places the organism in Eukaryota, Viridiplantae, Streptophyta, Magnoliopsida, Brassicales, Brassicaceae. Bases 1 to 984 code for a protein of 327 amino acids.
AUGAGGUCACACGACCAAACGGAUAUGAUGCAUGAUAAGACUUGUGGUACUAAAGAGUAUCGAUGUGACUGUGGUACCAUCUUCUCUAGACGCGAUAGUUAUAUUACACACAGGGCUUUCUGUGAUGCAUUGAUACAAGAGACUGCUAGAAACCCUACCGUGAGCUUCACGUCUAUGGCAAGUGCUAGUAGCGGGGCUGUCUCCGGUGGAUUUUACAGGAGACUCGACGGUGGCAACGCUCUCGCCCACCACAAUUUGAACGACCAUCAUAACUCCGGAUUUUCACCUAUUCCAGGUUACAAUCUAAACAUUUCAUCUUCUGAAAAUAGCAGAGACUAUGUGCAGCAAACGUCAGACCCUAACUUCUUAAUCCAAUGCUCAUCGAGCCAACGGAUGCUGACUGUACCGAACAACAACGAUCAGAGUUUCAUGAACGAACAAGGUAUGAUCCAGUUUGAUCCAGUCAACAACACUAACCUAAAGAGUAACACCAACAACAGCUUCUUCAACCUCGGAUUCUUUCAAGAAAACACCAAGAACUCAGAGACGAGUCUUCCUUCUCUAUACAGCACCGACGUUCAUACACGUUCUUUUAAUGUGUCAGCCACGGCGCUGCUUCGGAAAGCUACUCAAAUGGGCUCAGUUACAAGCAACGACCCUUCUGCGUUCUUCAGAGGCUUAGCUUCUUCGUCUAAUUCGUCAAGUGUGGUUGGUAAUGACUUUGGGGGAGGGCAGAUUAUGGGGAACAAUAAUAACGGUAGCCUUCAAGGUCUAAUGAGCUCACUAGUGGCCGUAAAUGGCGGUGGUGCUGCCGGAUCCGGUGGCAAUAUCUUCGACGUUCAUUUUGGAAACAUUGAAAAUAUGAGCGGCUCGGACAAGUUAACGUUGGAUUUUCUUGGAGUUGGAGGAUUGGUGAGAAAUGUAAAUCGUGGUGGUGGUCAUGGCGACGUUCCGGAGCAAAACCAUACAUUUGGAAGACCUUGAUAAAAUCAUCCAUUACUAUAAAUCUUUACUGAACUCUUUAGGUUUGAUUUUGAUUGAAGUCUGCCUUU